Molecule: messenger RNA, 3658 nt
Organism: Heterobilharzia americana
Lineage: Eukaryota; Metazoa; Platyhelminthes; Trematoda; Strigeidida; Schistosomatidae
Source: the annotation of a GenBank genome assembly
UUACAAAUCAAUGGAAUGGAAACGCCUAGUGGGGGAUAAGAGAACAAUUUAUGGCACACUCGAAAUUUGGCAAGUGCGCGCGAAUUUGCCUAGAACCAAAACACGGAAAUUCCAGAGUGUGUCCGAAGUAACUGCCGGCUCUGAAGACCUAGAAGCGAACACGAGGCAAUCGACUGAUUUACACAGGAUCAUUAAACAGACGUUGGAUACUGAACAUUCCGGUGCUGCUUUCUCAGUGCUGAUUGUUAUACACAUGCGUUUAUACAGUGAUGAAAAUAAAACUGAAGAUUGACAGGCAAAUGAACAACAAUACUACUGGUAAUACUAUUAAUAACUCGAAAGGAGAUACGAAAACUUAUUCAGAAACUCCUGUUACUUUCUGUCAAAUUUCGUCACCAAGCGGAAAUCAUUUACGACAACCAUAUCGUCGUCGCAGAGAUUUCUCUAAAAACAUGAAAAGAAAAGCUCAAGUCAGUAAUCAUACAUCCAAGCAUGAAAUAAAAAUUACACCAUGGACGCCUGGUGAUGAUUAUUUAUUGAUAAAUUCAGUUGUCAUGGUGAGUUAAAUGUUGUUUAAGAUCAGCGUAAAUUAAGUGCAGAGGAAUAUCUCAUCAAUCUGUAUCCUACACUUGAUGUAAUUUCUUAGGUGAUACUGGUGUGGUAUUUUAUCCCACGGCAAAAAAAGUUAGUCACUGAAGCAUCACAUCUUAUUUAUGAAGUUACUCAUGCGAGGAUUUUACCAAUACUUAUAAUGUCAAUAUGAAACAUAUUUAGUAAUGAUUGACUGCAUUAUAUCAUUGGUUCUUGCUAUAAAUUUUAAGCGUUAUUCGUAUUUAUUUUCUGCUCUUCAUCAAAUUGUUUUGCCUUUAUCAGUGAUUUGGAAGCAGUUGUGGCUCAUCUGUCUAGUUGCUCUAGGUUCGACUAGUGGGUUUGGAGUUCGAACUUUGCUCUACUUACCGAGGUUUGGGGAGGAGGUAGUACCACUAGCCCUCACACUGUAGGCGUGACCCGCCUGAUGUACGAAUAUGGGUAUGGUUGCUUUCUCUUACUUUCUCUUAACCUAACCCACCCAUCUAGAGUGUUUCCCCUUAUCACUUACAUCUGCAAUUAAAGCCACAAGAAUGUGUUGACGAAUCUGUUAGAUAUGAGUAUUUUAUUGUAAAUCGGAUGGGUGAUUUGCAAAUAUCUCGAAGUAGGCGAUUUAUAUGGACAUUUCUAGUAAUUAAACUCCUUUCAUUUACUCACUCAUGGUGUCAAGAGAGUUUUCAUUGGAAACCAUCCUACCGAUAUCAGGUUGCGGUCUCUAACACAAAAGUUCUAUGAUUUAACAAAGUAUGUCACCAAGCAAAAUAAGAGGUCCAUCUGCAUGUAAUGCCAGCCAAACUAGCCAAAUCUUAAAGCCGGUGACUUUUUCGCCUAUGUUUCGAGUGCUGUCCAACAAUGGUAAACUGCACUGUAGUUUUCGAAUCGUCUAUUCGUGUCAAUGGGCUAUAUUCAAGUGAUCUGUACCAUUCGGUUCGUUGAAAAAUAUUUUCUCAGAUAAACCGUUGAUAAACAUAGCCCCAACCAAGCAAAGCGACCAUUUGGUGUUUAAACCACUCCCACCUGGUUAGCGAAAUUUUCAAAUAUGUGUAGAUGUUUUCUAAUUAUACAGGUUUUCCAGUAGUAUAUUGUAAAAUGUUAAGUUUACUGACCUACACUAACUUUUUUCUCAUGCAAUUAGUUUCUUGUAGAACGUAUUCCGAAUUGUUCCCAGACUUUUGCAUGGAAAAAUAGCCAUUAUUUCCGUUGAAAAAGAAUACCUAAAUAUCACAUUAGUGCACAUUGUUUCAUCAAUGAGAUUGUAGUCAUUAGAUCGUGUUUACCUCAAUAAAACACCCUUUUGUAAAAUUAAUUGCCACAGAUGUGUAACCUUACAGAAGUAUAUCAUACUGUAAAAUUCGCUGUUCGUUAUACGGAAGAAGAAAUUGAGAAUCGUUGGCAUGAUUUAUUAUUCGAUCCAAUCGUCUCAUGCACCACAUUAAAGGCGAUAGCACACCUCCCAUCAAUUAUCAAAUCCCAAUUGGACAGACAGCUCAGAUUUCCUUCUCCGAUGUGUUUCCAGAUGGUGUGUUGAAAUCGCUCAGUAUUUAUGACUUGAGUUGUUCAAUAUUUACAGAAAUUCUACGCAAAAAUCCUACAAUAUUCUAUGUUGGACGAGAUGAAUUAGAUAUAUACCGUCAAUGGUGUCGUUUUUAUAGCUGUCAUUCUCUAACACAAGAUGAAGGCAAGUUAAAAUCGAAAGCUACCAGUAUCCCAUCGUGUCCAAUGAAUUCAUCAUCAAUAACAGCACCAACAACUGUAGGAACACUGACAAUGAAUCGUGAAAGCACAUCCAUAUCAAAGGAGGAUAAUUUUUCUACCUCUAUAGCAUUAGGCGGAGAUGCUGAAAGUUUUCCAGAUACAGAGUUAUUGUUAGAAGAAACAGUGGCAAAUGCGAUUUCAGCUGGAAUUAAUAAACUUACUGAACAGUCUUCAAUGACACGUAGGCAACAUAUGCUAAGUCAAACAUCGUAUCAUGGUUUUCAAGGUCUUGUUACACAAACCGUCUUAGAGGCACUUAUCAAAGAGUCUUUGUCUAACCAGUCAAAUAAUCCAUCUUUCCAUUCUAGUCCUAUUUCGGCGUCACCGCAUUAUUUUGCAUUGACUUCGCCUAGUCCACGUGCUACAGAGCUGACUAGACUGUCAUCUACGUAUGAUCAAAAUUAUUCAGCAGCACCCGAAUCAGAUAAGCCACGUUCAUCACUGAUGCUCCAGUCAUCAAUACUUCCAGUUGUAAACCACCAGGCAUUUGAUCAGAAGCGUCGACUAGAACUUCAUCGACGUCGUGGGCGUCUUUGGGGACGCUUACGUCGAACUAAAGAAGAAGCCAGUCGUUGGACACGUUUAGUUGAAACAUGCGUAGCUGAUGGACUAGAAAUAAUGGACCCACAACCAGUUUAUCCAGCUUUGGCAUCUCUCACAGGAUCCAGGACACAAUUCUUAAUCAAACAGAAAAAGGUUAUAUUUGGUCGUAGGUCAUUUGUUUAUCAGCCACAUAUUGAUUUAUCAAAUGAAGGUGAUAGUGCACGUGUAUCACGUUGUCAUGGUCAAAUACGUCUAGAUAAUGAUGGAAUAUUUUGGUUGGCCAAUUUUUCAUCACAUACCGUUUAUGUUGAUGGCAAUCCUAUAUUAACUGAUGAAGAGGUGGAAUUAAAAGAUUUAGCUACAAUUUUAAUCAGUCAUAUGGCAUUUCGAUUUGACGUGAAUCACUACUAUAUGAACCAGUUACGUAACCAUGUCAGUAAUAACAGUAGCAAUGACAAUAAUACUAGUAAUGUCGAUGAAACUGCAAAUGUCAGUGCUGUCGUCGACACCAGUGACGAUAAUCACGACAGUCAUUAUGAAAUGAACAUUACCAAACCGAUUAUAAACUAACCUUCUCAACUAAAAUUCAGUGGUCAGAAGAUUAGCUAAUCCAUCGAUUUCAGGUAACCGCGGUGCACUGGACAUAUCCAACUCUUCACGUAUAUAUUCAAAAUUAUGAUCUCGUAUUAUUAUUAUUAUUAUUAUUAACAUCAUCAUUUGCAAACAAUUUUGUUCUAGUAUUACUUUGCAAAUAAAAUUGAUUUCGAAAUGU